Messenger RNA from Ceutorhynchus assimilis (cabbage seed weevil), 1818 nucleotides. The record is from the annotation of a GenBank genome assembly. NCBI's taxonomy places the organism in Eukaryota, Metazoa, Arthropoda, Insecta, Coleoptera, Curculionidae.
GCAGGUUAAGGUUAUUUGAUUUCAUUUAUAAACAAAACAUAAACAAACAAGUUCAAGAUACGUUUGCUAUAUUUUUAUUAUCUAAAACCAGUUCAAUUUUUGCGAUAACAACUAUUUUAUUAUUUAUCAAACAUUUUUCAGGUUCUGGUUAGUGUACAACGUGCCUGGAAAAAAUCGCAAUGACCGAAGAACAAAAUCUACUAGAAAACCUCCAAAUCCAGCUGGACGAGUUGGACAGCCUGCAGGCAACGUUUUACAAUCCAGGAGAAAUCAAAGUAGAGGAUCUCGCCUCAGUUCAGGGUAUCAAAGACUACAUUGCCGGCAAAACAAAAAUUUUGCCCCCUUGUCUCGACUUCACAGUCAAUCUCGUAGUAGAGGACACCAAAUUCGAGAUGUGCGUAAGUUUAGGACACGAUUAUCCGUUAUUGGAGCCGGAAAUUUUCGUCAGGAAUCAUCGGUUGAAUAGAGCGCAGCAUGAGGAACUCAAUAGGAAUAUUGGAGAAUUUUUAAGAGACCUUCCCAAAGGCGAACCUUGCAUUUUCACAUUGAUCUCCUGGUUACAAGACAACGCCACAGACUAUAUAGAAUCCAAAAUAAUUCCAACACAAUGUCAAAAAAAGAAUGAAGAAUUAGUAAGAUAUUGGAUAUACUCUCAUCAUAUUUACAGUAAAACAAAGAGGAGGGCGCUUAUAGAUUCAGCAAACGAAUUAAAUGUGUCAGGUUUUGUGAUGCCAGGAAAACCAGGAAUUAUUUGCGUCGAAGGCGACUCGUGCGACGUUGCAACAUUUUGGCAGGGUGUCAAGAGUAUGAAUUGGAAAAAGAUAUUCUGCAAGAUAACCGAGUCGAAUAAAGAAGACACAAAAUCAGCAAACUUUUUGAAAUUCAAAAACUUUGUUGAAAUAGUUUUCGAUAAUCACGGUCCCAAAUUCAACCACAUGGACAUGGGGGAGUUUAACAAAUAUCUCGAACAACACGAACUUGGUUAUAUUUUUAAAGAUAUCUUUGGCAUGGAAGAUUGCGGGCUUUGUGAUAACAAAUCCACAAAUUUUUCCACUUUAUGUUCAAUAAAUCGUUUUGAUUUUUGAGACACACCAUCAUAAUCAUCUGAAAUUAAUUUUUAAUAAUUCAUAUAUAGCCCCACGUUGUUACGCUUACCAAGAAGUAAUGGAUCUUGUUUUAAGUUUUCAAUAAAUAUAUGCAAAAGGUCUUUAGGCUCAUUUACUGAUGCAGAAAUAAUUUUUGCAAUCAUAAAUAGGUAGAUGAGUGGCAGCCACAUGGUUGUUUACUGAUAAAUCUAGCUUAGAAUUUGUUUAAACAUUUUAGAUGUUUUUUUUUUCCAAACAUUUUUUGUUACAAAUCUGAAUAAAUUACUAUUUUAAACAGAUAAUGUUCUUUGCAAGCAUGAAAAUGUCCUACCUUAGUAAAGUAAAUUACAAAUUACACAAUUUGUCAUGCUAAUAAAACAAACAUAAAUCAAUUUAUUAAAUUUAAUAUAUUAUUAUCACUAUGCCUAUGUUAACUCACAAUAUCAAUUACCACCAUAAAUUAAGUAAUUAUCACUGUAUAAAAAGUAUAAUUUUAUUUUUGUUACAUUAAAAUUAUUAGUCACAAUUAGUUUGCUUAAGUAGAAGAGGGCUUGGGAAGCGCCGCUGCAAUAAUAUCAAAAUAAUAAAUGCAAAAUACUGUGCUAUUGUGCGAAACUAUUCUAAGAAAUUGACCGGCAAUUCCUGUCAGUUCUUUUUGGAAGGCUGUCAGUCCUGUGGGUACUUUUUGCGGGGCAGCAGUGGCCGACUCUAUGAUGUCCAGAUAAAAGUCUUU